UGUGUGAGGCAUUAGCCCUGUCUGCUCUCCUUGGCACAUCGUGAAGCCCCGGGGAGUUUCCCUUUUAAAGAGGUGGCCCUUCAAAGCUGGAGAACUCGGGAGCAGGCUGUCUGUCUCUCUGGGUUUCAGCCACAGGACUGAAGCUACAUUUGUACCCCCUGACCUGCGUGUGCCUGUGGCCAGCACAGGGGUGCCAAGGCAGCUGUGGAAGCAGAUCCCUGGGGACCUUGUAAUGUUGGUCAUCUGGUGGCUCUGGCCUCUGCUGGCCGUCUGUGCUUCCACCUCAUUCCGGAACAAGGCAGAGGAAAUCAUGAAGACUACACCGGUCAUUGAUGGGCACAACGACUUGCCUUGGCAACUGCUGAAGUUGUUCAACAACAGGCUGAACAACUCGGAGGCCAACUUGAACACACUGACUGGGACACAUACCAACAUCCCGAAGCUGAGGGCUGGCUUUGUCGGGGGCCAGUUCUGGUCCGCAUACUUGCCUUGUGACACCCAAAACAAAGACGCUGUGAAAAGGAUAUUGGAACAGAUGGAUGUCAUUCACCGCAUGUGCCAACUCUAUCCUGAGACCUUCUUGUGUGUCACCAAAAGUUCAGGUAUCCAACAGGCUUUUCAGGAGGGGAAAGUGGCCAGUCUGAUUGGUGUGGAAGGUGGUCACUUAAUCGACAGCAGCCUGGGUGUCCUGCGGACGCUCUACCAUCUGGGCAUGCGCUACCUGACCCUCACCCACAACUGCAACACACCCUGGUCUGACAACUGGAUGGUGGACAGAGGAGAUGACGAAGCUGAGAGCCAAGGACUGUCAGAGUUUGGGAAGAGAGUGCUGAAGGAGAUGAACCGCCUGGGGGUCAUGAUUGACUUGUCCCAUGUGUCUGUGGACACCAUGAGGGAUGCGCUGCAGCUGUCCAAGGCCCCAGUCAUCUUCAGCCACUCCUCAGCCUACAGCGUGUGUCCACACAGGCGGAAUGUGCCUGAUGAAAUCCUCGAGCUGGUGAACAAGACGAGGAGUCUGGUGAUGGUCAACUUCUACAGUAUGUUUGUGUCCUGCUCAAAGGAUGCCACCCUGUCUCAAGUGGCUGACCACUUGGACCACAUCAAGAAGGUGGCAGGCGCUGAGGCUGUGGGCCUUGGAGGAGACUAUGAUGGCGUUACAGAGCUUCCCAAGGGACUGGAGGAUGUUUCCAAGUACCCAGACCUGAUAGCGGAGCUUCUCAGGAGGAACUGGACAGACACAGAGGUCAGAGGUGUACUGGCUAACAACCUGCUGCGGGUCUUCUCUGAAGUUGAACAGGUAAGCAAUAACAUGCAAGUUCCUGAGGAAGAGCCUAUCCCCCUGGAAGAGCUGGGCGGCUCCUGCAGGACACAUUAUGGCUACUCCCAAGCCUCCAGCAUCCACCUCCAGAUGGGGGCCCUGCUGGUCCCCUUGGCUUCCUUGCUCCUCAGUCUGCAUCCUCUGUGAUACUGAAGGACUAGAACCUCUCGCAGUGCUCUCAGAGCUCAGGGAAGACUGGACAUGCCAAGAGCCCAUGUUGUCCCUGCAAAAACACACCCUUUCCCAAACAAGCAGCGGGCUUACCUGGGGACAGUGCAAGACACAGGCAUACAAUAAAUGCAAUGACCUCUUUAA
Messenger RNA from Peromyscus leucopus (white-footed mouse), 1633 nucleotides. RefSeq names its product dipeptidase 1 (gene Dpep1). The record is from RefSeq and is a predicted model, not a curated record. Bases 233 to 1465 code for a protein of 410 amino acids. Gene Ontology annotation, biological process: proteolysis. The transcript has 11 exons. Gene Ontology annotation, molecular function: metallodipeptidase activity. Lineage: Eukaryota; Metazoa; Chordata; Mammalia; Rodentia; Cricetidae.